This is a messenger RNA of Periophthalmus magnuspinnatus, 1329 nucleotides long. It is a transcript of the gene allc, whose product is annotated as allantoicase. Gene Ontology annotation, molecular function: allantoicase activity. The coding region runs from base 84 to 1292 and encodes 402 amino acids. The transcript has a single exon. The record is from RefSeq and is a predicted model, not a curated record. NCBI's taxonomy places the organism in Eukaryota, Metazoa, Chordata, Actinopteri, Gobiiformes, Gobiidae. Gene Ontology annotation, biological process: allantoin catabolic process.
GUUAGUUCUAGUCCUGUCUAGUCUUGCUUCAUUCCUGAUAUUCUACCGCAGCAGCAAGCGCGUAGCCUCUUCCCGUCCUCAAAAUGGCAGAAAGAAGAACCAUUGAAAAAAUAUCCGAGCCAGACUUCGUGCAGUUUAAUGAUCUCGCUUCGGAUGCCGUUGGAGGAAAGAUCAUUUUCGCAACUGAUGAGUGGUUUGCUCCAGCAGCCAAUCUCCUCAAGAGAGACCCUCCUCAGUUCAUUGCCUCAGCCUUUACCGAAUUUGGGAAAUGGAUGGAUGGUUGGGAGACGAGACGCAAGAGAAUUCCUGGUCAUGAUUGGUGCAUUGUUCAGCUAGGAGUCCCCGGUAUAAUUUUUGGAUUUGAUGUCGAUACCUCAUUCUUCACAGGCAACUACGCUCCUCGUGUUUCAAUCCAGGCUGCAUGUUUAGACACGCCACUGGAUUUCUCUCUAGUGGGUGAUCGAACCGGAAUGGAGGCUUCUGAGAGCGAACGGGCCGCUGUGGCAAAACUAAAUUCCGAGGCUUGGCAAGAACUUGUGCCAAUUUCAUCACUACAACCUGGAUAUUCCGACUCCUGCCAUAACUACUUCAAAGUCCAUACUUCUAGAGUCACUCAUCUCCGCAUCAAUAUGUUCCCAGAUGGAGGAAUUGCACGGUUAAGGGUCUAUGGAGUUGGAGAAAGAGAAUGGUCAAGCGAAUCUGCCCAACAAGAAGUGGACUUGGUGGCACUGACCAACGGCGGGGUCUGCCUUGGUUUCAGCGACGCCCACUUUGGACAUCCGCGCAACAUGAUUGGACUGGGCGUAGCGUCCAGCAUGGCAGAUGGUUGGGAAACUGCCCGGAGACUGGACCGACCACAAAAACUCCAGCUUGACCAGAAGGGGGUGUUGCAGGUCUCCGGGAGCGAGUGGGCGGUGUUUCGACUCGGACACAAAGGAGUGGUCAGCCAUAUCGAAAUAGACACACGUCACUUUAAAGGCAACGCCCCGGAUUCGUGCACCGUGGAGGCGUGCGUGUUGACCCCCGAAGAAGAGGCCCAAUGCGUCGCCAGCAAAUGGACUUCCGCUAAAUGGAGCGUACUCCUCCCGACAAGAAGGCUCCGCCCUCACUACAGUCACAUGUUCUCGGAGGCGGAGCUACGGCCUCACGACGCUGUGAGCCACAUCCGCUUUGUGAUCGCCCCUGACGGAGGAGUGAGUCGACUGAGGGUCUGGGGUCGCGCUGUCCUGGACAUUAACAGUGAAGGAGAAGCCAAAUCUGCCAAUCAAAUGACAGGACAGUCUAAACUCUGACGACGUUAGAUUAAAAAAUAUAUAAGGGUAUGUUUUA